AAAUAAAAUAGAAAAAACAAAACUGCGGUGGCCCGUUUGGUGAAAUUUCAUCGAUUCGGCCGAGCGGAGAAGAAUCAAAUCAAUAAACUCUCUCGUAUCUAUUCUAGGGUUAGGGAUUUUCUGCGCCAAGAGCAUAGAUUAGAACCACAGCAGGGUAUCGAGAAAUGUCGAAGAAGAACAAUUUGUCCAAGAGAAAGAAACAGUAUGAGUUCGAGCUGCAGAGAGAAAAGGAGGAGAGGGAGAAGCAGAAGAAGAAGCUCCAAGCAAAGAAGAACAAGAUGAAAGUUGAUGGUAGUGGGAAGACGAAGAAGAAGAAAGGUAGUAGCGGGUUUCAGGUUGGGAAGAAGAAGAAGAAGUUGAAGACCAAAUUGACUGCAACUGCAAAAGCCAAAGCUGCUCAGGCCAUGGAGCUUGACAAGUAGGAAGAGAAAGAAAAAAAAACGAACUUUAUGUACUGUGAGGCUGAAGGCCAACAAGCUAAGGUUCAUCAUCAUCUAUGUUUGUUGCGGCUUGGUUUAUAUUCGGAAUAUCAGGUUGCAAUUCCCAAACGAGCUAGCUACUGCGUAAGAUUGUUAGUCAAAGUUCAGGAUUUCCGUGUUUUCAAAACUUGCAAUUCUUAGCUAGGUUCUGGUUUCUCAGUUGAGCUUGGUAGUGCUUCCCUUCUCCUUCAUGACAGAACCCUAGAAACAUUGCAUUUUCCCUCGCAACAGUGCGAUUGCGAGAUUUAGCAAAUCUCAUUGCAGUUUUUCAUCCAGAUAUGCAGCGAUUGUAAUCCAGGGUCUGAGAUUGUUAGUCGUUCUUUUAGAAUUUUGUUGAUUUACUACUCCCAAUUCCGAGGGGUUGGAAGUUGAGUUGUGCACGAGGUCGUUCUACUCUUUCUCCUUGCUG
Linum tenue is the source of this 888-nucleotide messenger RNA. The record is from the annotation of a GenBank genome assembly. Lineage: Eukaryota; Viridiplantae; Streptophyta; Magnoliopsida; Malpighiales; Linaceae.